UUUUUUUUUUUUUUUUUAAACUCUCCAGAUGUGUUUGCAGUAAGGAAAAAAGUUUUAGCGGUCUACUUUUUUGGGCAAAUCGUACAGAAAAGCGCUAAAGCAAUGAAGGGCCUGUGAAUGUUUUUAACAGUGUGUUUUUACGCUAUGAUGCAUGCAGUCACAUAAAGCUACUCGCAGGCUAUUUCAUCUUGAAUGAGGAAGGUGCAGCAGAGCUGCCAGGGGGACCUGCAGCGAUUCUUGGCCCGGCGAGGGAAGACAGAGCUGGGCAACAUCUGCUGAGGCCUCCUGUUUCCUCCUGUACUCCAUCAUGGCUACGGAGCAGCCUUUGAAGUCGUCUGGCCCCGCCCCCUUACACUCACAGGUGCAUGCAGCAGCCGUGAAUGGAGACAGGAGCUCCUUACAGAGACUGAUCACAGCAGAACCAUGUUUGAGAGACAGUGAGGAUCAGUUCGGCAGGACUCCUCUGAUGUACUGCGUGCUGGCUGACCGCCUGGAUUGUGCAGAGACGUUACUGAAGGCCGGAGCUUCCGUUAACAAAGCUGAUCGCAGCAAGAGGACCGCACUGCAUCUCGCUGCACAGAAGGGCAAUGUUCGUUUCAUGAAGUUGCUCCUGUCGCGGCAUGCUAAUUGGCUGUUGAAAGAUCUUGAGGAAAUGACACCGUUGCACUUAGCAACACGUCACUCCAGCCCCAAACCUCUCUCUCUCCUGCUCAAGCACAUGGCACCUGGAGAGGUGGAUACUCAGGACAGGAACAAGCAGACAGCUCUGCACUGGAGUGCGUUCUACAACCACCCUGAACACGUGAAGUUGCUGAUCAAACACGACUCAAACAUCGGAAUACCUGACAGCGAGGGCAAGAUUCCCCUGCACUGGGCAGCUCACAACAAACACCCUAACGCCACACACACUGUUCGCUGCAUUCUGGACGCUGCUCCCACUGAGUCUCUUUUGAACUGGCAGGAUUAUGAAGGCCGGACGCCGCUUCAUUUUGCAGUGGCUGAUGGGAAUGAAGCGGUGGUUGAAGUUUUGACUUCAUAUGAAGGCUGCAGCGUUACAGCCUAUGACAAUCUGUUUCGAACACCGCUUCACUGGGCCGCAUUGCUCGGCCAUGCACGGAUCGUUCAUCUGCUGCUGGAGAGAAACAAGUCGGGUAUGAUUCCAUCAGACAGCCAGGGAGCCACGCCGCUGCACUACGGAGCUCAGAGCAACUAUGCUGACACUGUGGCGGUGUUUCUGAAGCACCCGUCGGUACGUGAUGAGCCUGAUCUGGAGGGCAGGACCGCCUUCAUGUGGGCUGCUGGGAAGGGCAGUGAUGAUGUCAUCAAAGUCAUGCUGGAGCUUAAGCGAGAUCUGGACAUCAACAUGGCCGACAAGUAUGGAGGAACAGCACUGCAUGCAGCUGCGCUCUCAGGCCAUGUAUCCACUGUGCGCUUGUUGCUGGAGAAAGGAGCCAUGGUGGACCCUCUGGAUGUGAUGAAACACACUCCUCUGUUCCGCGCGUGUGAGAUGGGCCACCGCGAUGUCAUUCUCACCCUUAUCAAAGGUGGGGCACGUGUGGACUUGGUAGACACAGACGGUCAUUCGGCGCUGCACUGGGCAGCGCUGGGCGGAAACGCAGAGGUGUGCGAGGUGCUGAUGGAGAACGGGCUCGGACCAAACCUGCAGGAUCAUGCAGGCAGGACGCCGCUGCAGUGCGCUGCGUAUGCAGGUUAUAUAAACUGCAUGGCCCUGCUUAUCCAACAUGAUGCUGAUCCCAACAUCCAGGAUAAAGAGGGGAGGACGGCGCUCCACUGGUCGUGUAAUAAUGGAUAUUUGGAUGCUGUGAAACUUCUUUUGGGAUGUGGAGCUUUUCCGAACCAUAUGGAGCAUACAGAGGAGAGGUACACUCCUCUGGACUAUGCCUUGCUGGGAGAACAUCAGGAGGUGACACAGUUCCUUUUGGAGCACGGCGCUCUGUCCAUCGCCGCCAUCCAGGACAUCGCCGCCUCGUCCAUUCAGGCUUUGUACAAAGGCUAUAAAGUGCGGCGAGCUUUCAAGGAGCGCAAGAACCUCUUAAUGAGACACGAGCAGCUCCGUAAAGAUGCAGCCAAGAAGAGGGAAGAGGAGCGCAGACGUGAGGCUGAACAGCAGCUCUCAUUGGCUGGAACACAGCAUCAUCAGAUCUCAUUGGUCCAAGUUGGUAGUGAGAGGCUGCCGUUGGUUGCUAUAGAACUCAGCGGCGAGAUUAAAGACAUCAAGCCUAAAGGUCACAAACAUCGAAGAUCAUCAAAGGCGCAUCGUAGCCAAUCGCACGACAGGACUGAGAAAAAGCCAAAAGAGCCAGAGCACAGGGCUGAAACUCCAGACGCCCCUCAGCUGUCUGCUUUAAACCUGCCCAUGACCUCUCAGAGCCCCAACAGAUCAGACACAAGGACAGAUGUGUGUGUGAGUGGUGUGUAUGCACCUGAGGAGUGUGUAGCCAGACCAGAGCGUCAUUCUCCAGCAGGUUCCAGCAGGCCGGGCAGUGCCAGACACACACACCCUGCUCAUUCGAGACCCAGGACUUCAGGUCGCACUCCAGAGUCUAAGACAAGCCAUCCAGCUGUGGCAUCCCUUCCUGCAGCUGUCAGUCAAUCCAGCAGCUUCGUCUCAGUUCCGAUCCAAGCAGGACAGGAGAAGAGCAGAACGAGGGAGCCACGGGCUGAGGGAGAAAAGGAGAAGCCAUCUAGGCCAAAGAGAGAGAAGGCGCGUAGGACUGAGAAAGAGGAGGAGAAGUGCUCGAGGACUGAGAGAGAAGCAGAAAGAUUUUCAGAAAGAGAAAGAGAGAGAGGUUGGUGCAAAGAGGUCGAAAAAGGAAAACGAAUGGAAAAAGAGAAGGAGCACAGAAGAAAGAGUCUCCACAGAAGGAAUCAAGCAGCGAGAGUGAUACAGACAGCGUGGAGGAGGUUCUGUGUUCGGAGACGCCUGAAAGAACUGUUGUGUGGAAACAUUAAAAAGCCUGAGCCUGCAGAAGUCACUGCUCUUCUGAUUCAGUUUUUAUGGGAGCGACCACUCCACAUGGAUAACACUCGCCAGAAAGCCAUUUCUAGAGCACAGUCACCUCCUGCUAAAGCUGCAGCAAAGAAAAGCUCUGUGCUACAAAGUAUUUAUGGAGGAGCCCAAGCCAAAAGGGGGCGCGCUCUGAGAGCUGUGUCUGCCCUCAACACACUCAGCCAGAGUCAACUACUGCACGACCUGUCACUUAAGCCCACCAAACAAAUGAGUGGCGUGGAGUGUGUGCACUUACUAGACUCUCUGAGUCAAGCCAAGCAGUAUUCCUAUCACCUGCGUCCUCAGAGUGCCAGCAGCCAGAGCAGAACCAAAGACUGAGAGCACCUCAGCACACGUUCUAGUUCAUACCCAAUGACUGAACCAUACACACUAAACAGCUUCAUCGAGAGAAACCAACAGACAGAAACCUGACACACACUGUAAUCUGCUUAUUUAUAUAUUUGUGUCCGGAAACUGACGGGGUCCGGGAACCUAAAAGACACCAGUGAGGUACAGAAGGAUGUCAUGACAACCACACAGGUCAAAGUUUAAGCCCACAAACAAACAUAUGCAUGAGAUGACCUUUUAUCCUGUCAUCAACUGGUUAUGCACCUGUCAUAUGGGUGACAUACACCUGACAUAACAAGGCUACCUGCAUAGGAGUGCUUAAUGCAUGCUAAGAAAAUAUGAUGCAAUCUGGAUACACGUACAAAUGCAAGAUUUUCACCAGAACAAACAUUGUGCUGAUUUCUUUGUCCACAAGAUAGUUUUUCAUAAUUGUUUCUACGUUAAAAUUGUAAGGCUCCUGUAGAAUGUCAUUCGACUGAUCAGUCUGAUCUUGGUUUCAUGCUUACUGAGAGCCAAAAAAAACCAUUUACUAUUGUGUUCUUUACUUUUAAAUACAGACGGGUGACAAAUUAAAGGAUAAAGCAGUGGUUCGGUCAUGCUGUGGGAGCCAUUUAGCAGCAGAGUAUAAAUGCACACUUCUCUGUCCAAUCAUGUUUACAUAUUCUGUUUUUGUCAUUGACUUUUUUUAAGCGAGCCAUGUUGUCAGCUCAGUAAUUAGUCCAGAGAGGGUGAACAAAUGCACAUAAUUGGCUUGCAACAGAGAAUAAGCUACAGAACCUGCAAUGAUUCUCAGCCAUUUUUUUUGUACGUUUUUCACGUCGAGGUCUUGGUUCAAAUCGGCUGAAAUACUUUGCUAGCCACAAUCUGCCAGUUGAUACCCCCUGAAUUAGAGGGACAUUAACUGCAAAUUAAAGCAUGUACAAAGUUCUUCUGACUGAUCACCUUUGUCCUAUGGUGAAACAUUUUGAUCUUGGUGGGCGUGGUCUCAUCCAGGGUGACUCCGCCCCAUCCAUGGGGCAUGAGAGCUCACUGAAUGGUUGGACGACGCUACUGAUCGGAAAUUUACCAAGCUGCCUCUGUUGGGUCCUUGAGCAAGACCCUUAAUCCUCAAAUGCUCAGUUGUAUCCUGUCUCAAUUGUGAGUCGCUUUGGAUAAAAGCGUCAGCCAAAUGAGGUAAAUGUAAACGUAUGCGUUAUGGCCUUCACGGUCACCAGAUCUCAACCCAGUUGAAAACUUAUGGGAGAUUUUGGAACGAUGUGUUAGUCAGUACUCUCCAUCACCAUCAUUAAAACACUAAUUGAGGGAAUAUCUUUUGGAAGGUUGUUGUUCAGCCCUGCAGUAUAUUUCCAGAGACUUGUAGAAUCUAUACCAGAAAGCUGUUCUGGCAGCUUGUGGUGGCUCAACACCUUAUUAACAUACUUUGUUGGUUUUUUCUUUAAUUUGUCCCCCUUCUGUAUGCAUGUAUUAUAUAUUCUAUAUAAUUAUAUAACCUGUAGAUAGAUCACAAUGUAUACGCCAUCUACACAUUCAUAUUUGUAUCAACUGACAUUAUUUAUUCUACAGCUUUUAUCAUCGUUUUUUGAUACAUACGGCUUUGUAAAAUCUUUUUAUACUGUUGGCAUUUCACUGUUGUGUCAUAAUGCUGAAAGAUGCCUCACGAUGCAUGUUGUGAAGUUUUGCUGCACAGCAGCUGCCAGUGUUUUAACUUUAGGCUUCCACCACAAAGACCUCCGGGGCUUUAGGGUUAAGCUGAGAAAUGCGUUAAUUACAGAAGUAAAUGAAAGGCCUGCAAUGUCAGACUGUAGCCACAGGCUGAAUUCCCCACUAACAGAUGUGCCCGAUUCCCCGAGUUAUCAAUUUCCAAAUAGUUUUGAUGUUUCCAUUUGGUCGUAAAAAAUUUCAGUAGCCUUCUUGUAGCAAUUACUGAAUUUUUUUACCAAAUCAUUGCAGCGUUUGAACACUUCUGAUCAUCAUUAAUGAAGAACUCAUGGUACGUCGGUUGUCGAGUGGUUGCUAAGCAGGCAUCAUUAGCACUUUCCUUGUGUAUUUCUAUUGUAUCCUGUACAUGUAAACAUGGCUUUACUGUUGUGCUAAUAAACAGAAAGAAAUCAAGAA
This is a messenger RNA of Pangasianodon hypophthalmus (striped catfish), 5473 nucleotides long. It is a transcript of the gene invs, whose product is annotated as inversin. Bases 308 to 3349 code for a protein of 1013 amino acids. The transcript is spliced from 19 exons. Gene Ontology annotation, molecular function: protein binding. NCBI's taxonomy places the organism in Eukaryota, Metazoa, Chordata, Actinopteri, Siluriformes, Pangasiidae. The record is from RefSeq and is a predicted model, not a curated record.